CAGCUUCACUUCUUUCGCUGCUCGACGUUGUGACCCCUCACACUUUCUCCAUUUCAAUUCAUAAACUAUUCCAAAUGACUUUAUCCAUGUUGAGAUCUGUAGUCCGGAGGACCUCAACUUCCGGCGCGUCUCGCCUCACGCGCCGCCAAUUCUCAUCGGAGGCCGCACCGGAGAGGAAAGUCGCAAUUUUGGGAGCAGCGGGAGGAAUCGGGCAGCCUCUUUCACUUCUGAUGAAGCUGAACCCUUUGGUAUCAACGCUUUCACUCUACGAUAUUGCCGGCACUCCUGGUGUUGCCGCUGAUGUUAGCCACAUCAAUACCAGAUCUCAGGUUGCUGGGUUUGCAGGAGAAGACCAGCUAGGGCAGGCUCUGGAAGGGUCUGACGUGGUCAUCAUUCCUGCUGGUGUGCCCCGCAAACCGGGUAUGACCCGUGAUGAUCUGUUCAACAUUAACGCUGGCAUUGUUAAAUCACUAUGCACAGCUAUCGCAAAGUAUUGUCCUAAUGCCCUUGUCAAUAUGAUCAGCAACCCUGUGAACUCCACUGUGCCAAUUGCAGCUGAGGUGUUCAAGAAGGCCGGGACCUAUGAUGAAAAGAGGCUCUUUGGAGUCACCACACUUGAUGUGGUUAGGGCAAAGACUUUCUAUGCUGGAAAAGCUAAAGUCAAUGUCUCCGAUGUCAUUGUCCCCGUGGUUGGCGGUCAUGCUGGCAUAACCAUCCUCCCGCUGUUGUCCCAAGCUACUCCAAAGGCAAAUUUGUCAGAUGAAGAAAUUGUUGCGCUCACCAAGCGAACCCAGGACGGUGGCACAGAAGUUGUUGAGGCCAAAGCUGGAAAGGGUUCAGCCACACUCUCAAUGGCCUAUGCUGGGGCUAUUUUUGCUGAUGCUUGCUUGAAGGGCCUGAAUGGGGUUCCAGAUGUUGUUGAGUGUUCGUUUGUGCAGUCAAAUGUCACAGAGCUACCUUUCUUUGCAUCCAAGGUGAGACUUGGGAAGAACGGCGUGGAGGAAGUCCUAGGGUUGGGCCCACUUUCAGACUACGAGAAGAAAGGACUCGAAGCUCUUCUACCGGAGCUGAAAUCCUCCAUUGAGAAAGGAAUCAAGUUUGCCAACUCAAAUUAAAAGAUAUAUUACCAUCUAGUAUUUUCCAGAGUUACAGUUUUGGGAUUCUUUUAGGCAGUUUGUUGUAUCUUAUGCGAGUUUCUUGCUGCCGGAGGCAUAAAAUUUAGCUCUUUCUGAGCCAGAUGGGCUUUAGAUAUACACAACAUUUCUGGAGAAUAAUGAUUGGCAGACCUUGCAUUUGCCUCUACAUCCCAAAAUAAUGGUCUACAACAUGUCAACUAUUAUUAUCACUUCCAACUCCAAAUUAGUUGGGUUGGUUAUAUACUUAUAUAGGAUCCUGUGCAUUCAUUCGACUCAAUUCGAGUUUGUUUCAUUAGUCAAAUCAGGUCUCAGAAAUUAGUUCCUUGUUA
Messenger RNA from Nicotiana tabacum (common tobacco), 1465 nucleotides. Its product is annotated as malate dehydrogenase, mitochondrial. The record is from RefSeq and is a predicted model, not a curated record. Lineage: Eukaryota; Viridiplantae; Streptophyta; Magnoliopsida; Solanales; Solanaceae. Gene Ontology annotation, molecular function: L-malate dehydrogenase (NAD+) activity. Gene Ontology annotation, biological process: tricarboxylic acid cycle; malate metabolic process. Gene Ontology annotation, cellular component: mitochondrion; cytoplasm.